Sclerotinia trifoliorum is the source of this 1190-nucleotide messenger RNA. The record is from the annotation of a GenBank genome assembly. Lineage: Eukaryota; Fungi; Ascomycota; Leotiomycetes; Helotiales; Sclerotiniaceae.
AAAAUCUAGGUGCUAAAAAAUCCCAAGGAGUGUCACAAAGGAUUUUUGGAUAUAAUACUAUGCAGGAUCCUGGGACAGGAGAAAUUAAUUAUUCUUACUUGGAGGGAGGGAGCAUCGGCAAGCGGAAGGAAGUCCGUCAAGCAGAUUCGUUGGACUAUCUUUUUCUCAUGCCGAUCAUUCAUUCACUACUCAUAUUCCAGUUCACCACCAUUAUAUUACUCAUACAUACAUACAUACAUACAUACUGUCACCAUGAGCCUCAUAAAACCAAGCGUGGUUCUCUUGUACCGACGAGUUUAUGCAGCUAAUAGGACAUUUAAUAUCUAGUCUACGAUAUUAUGCGUGAUAAUAAUCUUAUGCCCAUCGCUUUCUUCUUCGUCCCUCUCUUUAAAUGUGGUACAUAUUUUUCGGCUUUCUGUUCUGGACUAGCGACACGAGUUUGGCUCAAUAUUGUGACGUCGAACCAUGGGCAACGACGACUUUCUGUAUCACAGCUGUUUUGACCGACUUCUUCAUUCUUGCAACUCUGGUGCCCAUCGUCUGGAAUCUACAUAUGUCGCUCUGUGCAAGACUUGCAUUAUGUUCAAUCUUCGCCGCUGGUAUCUUGUAAGUAUAAACCCUUCAAUAUCACAUAAUUGUAUAAAACAAGCUAAUCAAUGCAGGUCUACGACUUCUGGUCAAUUCGAGCUGUCCUUACAGUAAUAUUUGAACUUGGUACUCAAGAAGGUUUUCGAGAUCACCUUGGUAAGUGUCUCCGAUCUAGCAUUGGAAAAACCAGUCUGAUACGUGAGACAGCCGCAAACACUACCAUUGUAGUCUGGUGCAUUGUAGAACGAAGUUCCGCAAUCAUCGGAGCAUGCCUUCCUCAGCUCGUCCAUUAUUUCAAGGAAAAAGCGCCGAAAGUAUUCUCCGCUCUGUCCAAUAUCCAUCUUUUCAUUGCGGUCAAACUCCCAAAAUUCUUUGAAGAAUGGAUCGGUAAGGAAUCUGGGACAUAAUCUAGACGAUGAAAUCGUGCUCCGAGCCACAAGCAAAACCUCACAAAAUUCUGUGGAAAUUUCAGUCGUCUGACCAUGCUGAAAGAGGAAUGAGUCUGUUGACAUAGGAUUUUGCAACUGCCUUAUGUAUGGAAAUCCCCCUUUUUUAUUUGGAGAAAUUGCCUUGUAUGAAUGAAUGCUUCGCUAGAUAAAAUC